Molecule: messenger RNA, 2534 nt
Organism: Paramecium octaurelia
Lineage: Eukaryota; Ciliophora; Oligohymenophorea; Peniculida; Parameciidae
Source: the annotation of a GenBank genome assembly
AUGAGAGCAACCCUAUUCUAGUAGUUAAAAAAAAUAAGAGCUGAAUCAGCUAAAUCAGGAACUAACCGAAACAAGCACAUGCUUGAUACCUCAGAAUUACUUCCCAGAUCAAGCUUUCAUAAAAAAAGGAAGCAAGAAGAACCUAACAAUUCGUUUCAUGAAUAUCCGUGUUCAUUUAGAUUUCCCGAUAAAGAAAGAUAUGAAUAAGAAUUAAAGCAAUUGAAAAAUAACAUGAAUUCUUUGGAAAAUGAAAAUAUUAGGCUAAAAACCAAAAUUCAUUAGAUGGAAGGUAUGUCUAAUCAAAUUCAUUUCUAGAUAAUUAACUUAAAUAAGAGAAAAUGAUAUAAGAAUUAGAUCGAAUAGGCCCUAUUAAAGCACCAUUGCUCUAGGCAUUAAAUUUCUCAACUGCUUAAACUGCUUUAAAAAAAGAGAUUAUUAAUAUAAGACAAGAGUUGCAAAAAAAGGAUAAGGAGCUAUAAAUUAUCAAAAAAACCCAAAGAUUUGCUUAGAUCACUGAAUUGUAAAUUGAAAAAUCUGCCUUUUAAGAAGAAACAAUCAGAUUAAGACAAUAAAUAGAUUCGCUAUUGUAAGCAAGUUUAUAUAACCUGCAGUAAAACAAUGUAGAAUAAGUAAUUUAAGAGAGAAUAUUUGCUUUAGUAGCACAAAUCUAAUAAGAUUUAAUGCGUUAGAGAGAAUUGGAAAAGCUCAUUGAAAGGCUAAAAAAAGAAUGUCUAAAGUAUAGAGUAUGUAAUAUAUCAUUAUAAAGUCAUAAUAAAUCGAUUCAGAAUACAAAAGCAAAAGGGAAAUCAAGAAGCUAAUUACAUAAUUAAGAGAAUAGGCCUCUAAUAACUCUAAAGAAAACAACAAAGAAUUAAAAUAGAUCCCAACCAAGGCUGACGAAUUAUAAAAUUUAACUGAUUUGAUGUUUGCAAAAUAAGAACUUAAAUCAAGGGAUAAUGAGAUUGAAAGAUUAAGUUAAAUGGUCUUUGAUUUAGAGGUAUAAAUCAAAGAAAUUUCACUUGCUUAAAAUUAAGAAUUACAAGAUACUUAAAACUAAUCAUAAUAAUUGGAGGCAACUUCGAAAUCUAAACAAAUUAAAAUAUCGUCCUAAGUCUUUGCAACUGAAAUUAUGUAAGAAAUAGCUUUGCCAAUUAAAAAAUCAAUAGUUGUGUAUCAACAAUAACUAGUAAGUAAAUAGCCACCAAAAAGAAAGAUAAUACCUGUGAAAUUUGAUGAUAUCAAAAUAAUUGGAGAAACCCUGAAGUAUCGAUUGAUGGCUAUGGAUAUAGCCAUUUAAUAACUAGAUGAGUAUCUAUUUGAAGGGGACACCAUGACAAUUAAAGAAUUAAAAGAUAAACUUAGAUUAUAUCCUUUCAAUUUAGCUAAAGAUGAAGCCUUUUUAUUAGCAAGAUACAUUAUGGAAGGAGACUCCGAUGUUUAUGAAUUAGAUGAUGUUGCUUCAAAUCCUACUCCAUAUGUCCGUUCUGUAAUUAAGAAAGUAUUGCUUAAUUAUAAAUUGGAAAUUGUAAAAUGCCAAAUCGAGCAUUCAGAUAAAUUAAAGGAUGUCCUAAUAAAACUUAAGCCUUUCAUUAUAAGUAAUAUAAAGUAGUUGUAUGGAAGAGAUUGCGUUAGAGUGAGUAAGAGUUAAUUCAAAGAUGCUUUGGUUUCAUUAAACAUUGAGUUGAAUUAAUUUGAACUGGAUUACUUAAUUACUUAAGGUAUUUUGGAAAGUAGAAGUGUGGAAUCUUUAAAUUAUGAAGAAAUGUUGAAGUACGAACCUAUUAAAAUAGAGGAUUAAUAGCUUUCAUUUUUAUUAACAGAGAUAGCAAAUCAAAAUAAAUAACCCCCUGAAAUGUCUGUAAUAAUGGAAUGUCCUGAGAAGGUUUCUGAAUUAGAAUAAUAGGAAUAUAAUGUUAAUUUUAAUGUAGAAUAAUAAGCUGAGGUGGAAGAUUAAUAUACACUUGAUGACAAAUAUGUAAGUGAUCAAUUUGAAUCAGAGAAUGAGAAAAUUAAAUAAGGGUUAUCAUCAGAUUGUAUUUUGCAACAGUGAAAUUUUUUUUUAUUUAUUUGAUAUUAAAUACUAAUAAAAUUUAUUUGUUAAAUAAAAUAUGAGCUUUAGAGUAGAAGAGUCUCCCUAAUUUAAGGAAGAAGAGUUAAAUCUAUCCAAAAUUUAUUAAUACAGAGAAUCUCACUUCUCUGGAUUCUCAUUCCCAAGCAGCGUUAGACAUUAAAAACGAUAGACUUUUUAAGCAUCUGUAGAAACGAAAACUCCAACUCCUAAUCAAACCCAUAUUGAAAAUGCUCCUUGUGAAUUGAGCUUUGAGAUAGAGAGAAUGAUUAAGGAAAGGGAACAAUUAUUCACUGAUGUGCAAUUUUAUGAACCUAAGGUUACGUUUAAUGUAGAUGAAUCCCCUCAAAGAAUUAGGAUUCAAAGAAACAGUGCUCCGAUGCCUAAUACUCAAUUAUAGUAUCUAAACUAAUAGAUCAUAGAUGCAGAGCAUACUUAUAAUUAGUAUUGCUAUUAAUUAAUUUGA